UUGAAAACUAAAUUUUGGAAAAUUGUGAGUGAAAUUAGGAUUUAAUGGUGCAUCUUGUGUGUAGUAUCAUUAAUUUGAACAUCUCCCAUCUGAUUGACAACUUGGUUGUUAGAUGUACCUCCGUCUUGGUAAGAAGAAGAGUUUGUGUUAGCAUCUUGGAUUGCUUCAACUUGUUGUGUCUCUUGAGGUUGGAAAUAUUGCUCUUGUUGCACUUGUCCCUGAAUCUGGUUUUGAAUUUUUGCUUCUUCCUUCUUUUUUUCUAGCAUCUUCAGGGAUUUUUAUGCCAAGACUUCUGCGGUAAUCAUCAAAGAUUUUUUUGGUUUUCUGAUGCUCUUCUCUAUAGGGUUUCUUGGCAUCUUCGCUCAUGUUUUUCCACAUUUGGCCUAUGAUCUUUGCUACUUCUCCAACAGUCUUGCCUGGGUGUUGCUUCUUAAGAAGAGGCAUUGUUUUCUUGUUAAACAACAUGUAACAACUAACUGGCUUUUUGAUAUCAUCUGGUAAUUCUAUUUGAGCCUUCUUGUCUCUCCUCCUUCUCUGAGGCUUUUGGUUUGAGAUAUCAGCCAACUGGGUCGGCUGGAACUGACCGAUUCCUGAUUCUGAAACUGUCUGUUGGAUAUAGUUUGUGAUGUCUCUCAUUUGGUCUUGAGAUGGGAUUAAGAUUGCCUUUGAUCCUCCAGCUUUGAAUCUGUCAAAAGUUUGUUUAAGGUCUGUAAAGAAAACUUGAGCUUUCUUAACUGCAGUUCUUACUAAAAUUAGUUCUUC
Molecule: messenger RNA, 762 nt
Organism: Moneuplotes crassus
Lineage: Eukaryota; Ciliophora; Spirotrichea; Euplotida; Euplotidae
Source: the annotation of a GenBank genome assembly